AUUCAAGAAAAAGCCAAACAAUUAGCUACAAUGAUGAAACAAUCUAAACAUAUUGUAAUGUAUACAGGUGCAGGAAUUUCAACAAGUGCAAAGAUACCUGAUUAUCGUGGACCUAAAGGUGUUUGGACAUUGAGAGAAUUGAAUAGAGAAAAGGAAAUUCAAUAUUUUGAUAUUGAGCAAGCAUUGCCAGCAUUUGGACAUUAUGCAAUUACACAUUUGGUAAAGAAAGGAUAUGUAAAGUUUGUUGUUUCAACAAAUUUGGAUGGUUUACAUCGUAGAUCUGGAAUGGGAGCUGAUAAACUUGCAGAAUUGCAUGGUAACUCAUAUAAGGAAUCAUGCUUCAAGUGUGGAAAGGAAUAUUUGAGAGGUUUUGACACAUACAAGACUGUUAAAGAUUAUAGAACUCAUAUUACUGGUAGAAAGUGUUCAUGUGGAGGAGAUUUGAAAGAUACAAUUAUUCAUUUCGGUGAAAAUCUUCCAGAGAAGGAUUUGCUUCAAUCUGUAGCUCAUUCUAAAGCAGCUGAUCUUGCAAUUGUUUUGGGAACUUCAAUGAAAGUUUCUCCUGCAUGUAAUUUGCCAUUGAAAUGUCUUGAGAAGGGAGGAAAGAUGUGUAUUGUGAAUUUACAAAAGACAGAUUAUGACUCCAAGUCAGAAUUGAGAGUUUUUUCCAAAACAGACGAAUUUUUAAAACUUGUUCUUGAAUAUUUAGGUGAAUUAGAUAAUGUGGAUACUUCAUAUGAUGCUCUCUCCUCAAAUUGGAAUUAA
Molecule: messenger RNA, 765 nt
Organism: Naegleria gruberi
Lineage: Eukaryota; Heterolobosea; Eutetramitea; Acrasida; Naegleriidae
Product: silent information regulator family protein
Exons: 1
Molecular function (GO): NAD+ binding
Source: RefSeq, a predicted model, not a curated record